Molecule: messenger RNA, 811 nt
Organism: Hydra vulgaris (swiftwater hydra)
Lineage: Eukaryota; Metazoa; Cnidaria; Hydrozoa; Anthoathecata; Hydridae
Source: RefSeq, a predicted model, not a curated record
AAUUGUUUAAGCUUUGAAGAGAUUAUGGCAAAUAAAAAGCUGAAGAGUUGUUUAUCAAUGAUUUGUGGAUUAAGCAAUAAAAACCAAAAUAUUUUAUUAAAGUUUCUUGUUAACCUGAAUCCUUCUAAAAAAUCAAAAGAGGAGUCUUCACUUUUGGUUUCUAUUUUGGAUUGUCUAUCUAAAAGUAUUAAUGGUUUUGAUGGUUUCAAUUUUUUCUACGAAUGUUUUUACGAAAGUCAAUCGUCAUUCACUGAUGAAAUAAACUCAAUUGUUGAUGAAUUAAAUAAACGAAGGUUUGGUUGGGAGAUUUCGAUUGACGAUGGAAAAACUUCUUACGCAACUUCUUGCGAUAAUUAUUUCAUAAAUUAUUACAUAAAAUCUGGAAGAAAGUUAAAGUGGUUACGUGUUAAUAAAAAUAUUUUAAUUGAUGAAGAAAAAAAUCUUUUAAUUCGUUGUUCAACUAAUGUUCGCGUUGUCAUCUUUUAUCAUCCAAUUUAUUUCAAAGGAUGGAAAUCGAAAGAUAAGAUUGAAGUGUUGUGGAUAUGGAUCUGACGUUAUUUAAUAACAAAAAAUGAUUUUAAAGAAAAUUUUCUUCCUUGGAUUAAUCUUUGUGAAGAAUUAGAUCUUCAACUUCACGACGACAUUGAUUUCUUUAAAGACAUUUGCGAAUGGAUUCGUUGUUUGAACAUCAAGAAGUUUGAGAUCAAGUACCGUGGAAAAUAAUUUCGUAACCUCGAUGAAUUAACUUUAUAACGCGGAAAAAUGUUUAAUAUUUUAAAUAUAUAAAAUAAAAACAAUAAUUAUAAAAUAA